AUGAGAAACCUUUUCCAUAUUACCAUUUACUUAGUUACACUUAAUUUAUUUAUAUUGGGAAUAAGUGGAAAGACUAACACAAGUGACAAUAGAAAUAAACGAAUUUCUGGUCCUAAAUUAAGGGGUAAUGUUGUAAGUAAUAUAAACCUGCGAUCAGAUAAGAAAGGUAAAAUUAUAAGAGGGUCGAAUGAUCAAGUUAAUAAAAACUUUGAAGAUGUUUUAGAACAAAGCGAAAAAUCACUUGUUUCAGAAAAUGGUCAUAGUGGAUUACAUAUAAAUGAUAGCCCUAAAGAAACUAUUUUUAUUAAAGAAGAUAAAGAAGGUCAAAUUCAUUCUGAGUUAAAUCCUGAAUCAUCAGAAGAUAAUAAAGAUUUAAAUGAUAAUGAUUCAAAAGAUAAAUCCAGUGAUAUAAUUUCAGUAGAUAAUAAAUCAAAUAAAAGAGAAAGUGAUUUUCAAUCAUUAUCAGAUUUAGAAUUACUUGACAAUUCUUCACAAGAUAAUUUAGAAAACGAGACAAUUUCAACAGAACCUUUUCCUAAUCAAAAACAUAAAGGCCUACAACAAGAAGAAAAUGAGGAACCUUUAGAACCCCUUCCUACACAAAUAUAUAAAGAUUAUAGUGAAGAAAAUUCAGAACCUUUUCCUAAACAAGAGCAUAAAAAUGUAGACAAACAUAAUGAAAAAAACACAUUUCAUGAAAGUGUUUCUGUAAAUAUUAAUCAAGAAAAUUUGAAACCAAAGUCAUUAGAUGAAACUUUAAAUAUAAAUUCAAAAAAAUUAGAAGAUCAAUUGGAUUUACAUGAACAUGAUAACUCAGAACGUUUAAAAGAUGAAGAAAUAGGAAAUGAGCCACCUGUUCAUGAAAAUUUAUCAGUACCAAAUGAUUCAAUAGAUCAAAUAUUAAAUCAAUCUGAACAAGUAUCAAAUGAUCAAGAACAAUUGCAUAAUGAAAAGCAAAAGGUUGAAGAAAAAUCAAAUUAUCAAAUAUCCUCAGUAGAUUUAAAAGAACCAACAAAUGAGGAUAUAUUACCACAUCAGAAUGUAUUAGAAAAUAUAAAACAAAAUGAAUCAGAAAUAAAUAAUGUGCACGAUCAUGUACUACAAAAAGAGAAUACAAUAGACAAACUUGAUAAUCAAAAGGAACACAUCGAUGAAUUACAACAUAAUGUAAAUGUAUUACAAGAAAAUAACAUAAAUGAUCACCAAUUAGAAACUAAAGAGAAACCUAAUAUUGAAUCCAUUGAACCUAAGAAUAUAGAUUUAGAAAUUGUUCUUCCUGAAAAUGUUGAAAAGGAAGAAAAAAUAGUUGAUGUAUCUUCUCCUAAACAUUUAAAUCACGAAUCGUUUGAAGUAGAAACAAGUAAAUCUGAACAUAAAGAAGUUGUAUCUGAAAAACGUGUCGAAGAAACUGUGGAAAAUGAAGAAUCUGUAUCUGAAGAAAGCAACCCUGAACCAGCUGAAAAGGAAGAAAAUAAUCAUGAAGAAGUUCAUCAGGAAGAAAUUUUACAUGAACAAAAUAAUCAAGAAUCAGGUGAAAGUAAAUUAAUUGAUAAUGGAGAAGGUGCUUUUGAAGGAGCUCGUCAUGAAUUUUCAUCUGAAAAAAAUGACUCUGAAUUAAAUGAAAAUGAAUUUGUUGAAUCAGAAAAAAGCGAACCUGAACCAGCUGAAAAUGAAGAAAAAAAUCAUGAAGAAGUUCAUCAGGAAGAAAUUUUACCUGAACAAAAUAAUGAAGAAUCAGGUGAAAGUAAAUUAGUUGAUUAUGAAGAAGAUGUUUUUGAAGAAGCUCAUCAUGAAUUUUCAUCUGAAAAAGGUAACGCUGAACUAAAUGAAAAUGAAUUUGUUGAAUCUGACAAAAGUGUAUCUGAACCUGCUGAACAUGAAGAAGUUGUAUCUGAAGAAAGCAAACCUGAAGAAUCUGAAAAUGAAGAAGCUCAUCAGGAAGAAAUUGUACCUGAACAAAAUAAUCAAGAAUCAGAUGAAAGUAAAUUAGUUGAUAAUGAAGAAGGUGGCUUUGAAAAAGUUCAUCAUGAAGAAUUUUCAUCUGAAAAAAAUGACUCUGAAUUAAAUGAAAACGAUUUUUUU
Messenger RNA from Plasmodium gaboni, 2082 nucleotides. RefSeq names its product glutamate-rich protein. Lineage: Eukaryota; Apicomplexa; Aconoidasida; Haemosporida; Plasmodiidae. The annotation marks the transcript as partial. The transcript has a single exon. The record is from RefSeq and is a predicted model, not a curated record.